Ahaetulla prasina is the source of this 1649-nucleotide messenger RNA. It is a transcript of the gene CASP9, whose product is annotated as caspase 9. The record is from RefSeq and is a predicted model, not a curated record. NCBI's taxonomy places the organism in Eukaryota, Metazoa, Chordata, Lepidosauria, Squamata, Colubridae. The transcript is spliced from 8 exons. Gene Ontology annotation, cellular component: cytoplasm. Gene Ontology annotation, biological process: regulation of apoptotic process; apoptotic process; proteolysis. The coding region runs from base 55 to 1392 and encodes 445 amino acids.
CAGAAGUGCGCGCAUGCGCUCAGGGACCCUGCAAGGGAGGGCGGCCGGCAGGCCAUGGAGGAGGCGGAUCGGCGGCGGCUGCUUCGCUCCCGGGUGAGGCUGGUGAAGGAGCUGCGGCUGGAGCCGCUUUGGGCGCUUCUGCUGCGCCGGGGCCUCUUCACCGCGGACAUGAUCGAGGAGAUCCAGUCUGCGGGGACCCGGCGAGACCAGGCGAGGCAGCUGGUGGGCGACCUGGCGACGCGGGGCCGGAGGGCCAUGGGGGACUUCGUGAUGUGCCUGCGCGAGAGCGGCCAGGAGGCGCUGGCGGAGCUGCUGAGCGACGGACGCCGCCCGGAGGGGCCCCCGGAGCAGGCCCCGAGGCACCCGGAGGCCCAUCAUCCCCUGCCCGGGAAGGCCUCCUCCCUCCAGCCCAGCCAGCCAGGUCCCAUAGAAGAGAAACCCAAAAGGGAUUCGGAAAUGGUUUACCCCCUGAAUUCUGAGCCCUGCGGCUACUGUCUCAUCAUCAAUAAUGUCCAUUUCAACAAAAACACGGAUUUAAAACAUCGCCUGGGCUCCGACAUCGAUCGCCAGAGGCUGGAAAAGAGGUUCCGGGCGCUGCAUUUCGAGGUCUUGACCAAGGAAGACCUUACAGCUCAGGAAAUAGCCCAGGAGUUGCAGAGCCUGGCCAGUCGCGAUCACAGCGGCCUGGACUGCUGCCUGGUGGUCAUCCUCUCCCAUGGCUGCGAGAGCUACCACAUCCAGAUUCCAGGCGCCAUCUUUGGGACGGACGGACAGCGCAUUGCGGUGCAGAAGGUGGUCAGCUAUUUCAACGGCUCCCACUGUCCAAGUCUGAGGGGGAAGCCAAAAUUGUUCUUCAUCCAGGCCUGUGGAGGAGAGGAAAAAGACCAAGGCUUUGAAAUGGAGGCCGACGCACCGCCAGGCCGGCGUGAAGGAAAGUCCGUGGAGUCAGACGCCAUCCCGAUGCCGGGGCCCGGAGGAGACACUGAUGAGCUCGAUGCCACGGCUAGUCUGCCCACGGACAGCGACAUCUUGGUUUGCUAUCCCACCUUUCCAGGUGGGGAACAUCGUCGCUACCAAAGUUGCAGGGCCUUACAAGCAAAUGCCAGGUCACUUCAACUUUCUCCGGAAAAAUUUUUUCUUCAAGGCAUGACAAAAUUUUGGCUGGUUCUUCUUCGCCGUUCCUGGGACAUAUUUCUGGAGAUUUAUUUGUGUGUGAGAGAGAGAUGUUUAUGGCCCGUUUUGCCACCUGGUGCCUUUCCAAUGCUGUGUUCCAUGGGAAAAGCCCCCAGCAGCAGGCAGAGACUCCAGACUCCAAAUGACCCAGAGCCCCUCGCCUAUUGGCCAGCCUCUGGAGUUGCGUGGAAACCUCGUCUUGGUUUUUUGGCUUAUUGAGUUCUAACAGAACAAAUCAAUGUGAAUCAAGUUUCUACUGUUUACAUUUCUCUUCUUCCUCUUUUCGAGAAAUCAAGAUAAUUUACAAUGAGAAGGUGCUCUUGGAAAUUAUUUCUGAGCCACAAGCGUUAAUCUUAAAAAACAAAAACAAACCCUUGAAAGGAUAAACAGGGUGUCUUAAAUUGUUACUUAAUUAUUUGAAGGUUAAGUGCAAUGUCUCAUAAUCUUUUUACAUCAUUAAAUAUUUAAAUUCCUGA